AUUUGUUUUGCAAACGUUUUGACAGUUUGUUGUUGUGUUUGUAUAUCACGGUUGACAUUGAUUUGUGACCACUAGUUUUUUCGGUACAUUUUUUCCGUCCAAAUCAUGACUGAUAACGACUGUUUAAACGAUGACACUCUUCGCUAUGAACUGGAAUCGAGAGGACAGUCGGUCGGACCGAUUGUCGACUCUACCCGUGAGUUAUAUAUAAGACUAUUGAAACGUUUGAUGACCGAAGAGAUGGACAAAUUGAUGGCCGACAGCGACGACCAACUGGACCGCGAACUACAACGAAACGCGUCGCCAACGACUUCGGCGGACAACAGCAGCGGUCAGCGGACAAACAAUUGGUCAUUGAAGACAAAGUUGUUGUCUAUUUUGGUGGCCAUUGUUUUAGCUUAUCUUUUGGCCAAAUAUUUCAAUAAUAAGUGA
Molecule: messenger RNA, 432 nt
Organism: Oppia nitens
Lineage: Eukaryota; Metazoa; Arthropoda; Arachnida; Sarcoptiformes; Oppiidae
Exons: 2
Coding region: 106-432 (108 amino acids)
Source: RefSeq, a predicted model, not a curated record